UUCAUCUACAGGAGAGAAACUUCACUGUAAAUUAAGGAUGCAAAAAGGCUUUGGUAUAUUUGCCAGCUGAGCCCUUCAAAUGGCCUGCAGAGUUGUGAGUUCUCUUGUGGAGAGGUUCAAAGUAGGGAAUAAGUUUCUGAAACAAACGGGGUGCCUGAAAGUCUCCCAGGAUGGAGCAGCMUUUGGAGAGCGGAGCAUUUGCCACAGCUCAUGACACAAAGUUGCACAAAGAGUAAACAGACUAAUAGACAUUUUGAAGAAAUUUAGUUACUGAUAAAAGCCUCUUUUGCUUUUCUUUUACAAGAAAAAAUUGAUUUUAUCUUCACAGGAAAUAUUUAAUGUGAUGAUAUCUCGAAAUGGUACCUGUUAAUUGAUAAUGGAGUUGAAAUAAGCUUUAGAUACACUUUUACAGGUGCUGUGCUGUCUCAAUAUUUGUUGCACAGAAGGGCAUUAAGACCAUUUUAGAAUCCCACUCAUACUAACAUCUGUUUAAAAUAUGACAGCUUUUACUGAUGCCCUUCUUACUCGUAUUUAAUUUUUUUGUCUCAAGUAUAUGCAAUUUURCAAUUUCUGUCAGCUAAGUUUGAUAGUAAAGGUAACAAUACAAAAUUACAAAUAUUAACUAGUUUGUAGUUCUCUCAUUUUAAGAGAUUCAGUUGAGACUGAAUGUUUUACUUGGGAUUGGACAGUAAUGCAGCUCAUCAGGCAAUUCAGUUGAGAUAUAUUAAUGAUCUCUGGGCAUUCUGCCUUCACAGAUACACACAGUGCUGAGAGYAGAUAAUGUCAUAUCAGUUUGGCAGUUGUAUCUUUCAUAACAUAUAGUCCUAUGUAACAUGAAAAAUAAUGCCUCAUAAUAAUCCCUCUAUUGUUGGACAGAUCUUGCUACUAUUGGAUUAAUUGUUGCAUAUCAAGAGAAAUGGCAGAUGAAACAGUCUUUAGAAAGUUGAAAAUACUGAGCAGCUGUAUGAUUUUUGUUACAUAGCUAAAAAAAAAUCAAGUCAGCUAUAUUUAAAUCUUUCUGUAGUGAACAUGACCAAAAUUUUUGAGCACUGUUUUCUUUUAAGCUGUAUUUUCUACUYUACUAUAACAGCWAAUKUUAUGUAAAAUUAAUUCAGUUGCUGUCAUCUGCUUUUAACAAGAGCAUUUAGACUUGCUUUCCUAUCAGGAGAAAGUAAAAAAAGCAAAAUACUAUUGGCAUAAUCUCUGUAGCAAGAUCCUUCAAYUAGUCCCACUAUUUCCAGGAUCAGGGCACAGCACAAGGGGCUCACCAGUUGAAGAGAAGCCUUAUGGAAAGAGGAGUGCUUUCUACUGAUAUGGUCUCUGUAAGAAUACGUAACCCUGCUUUGUUGGAACAAUUUUUUAAAGCGAAUGUUCAUUUUAAAGAUUCUGUGAAGAUGAAAAGGKAUAUCUUAUGGCUUUAUGAAGUAUAAAGCAAUACUGUCUGACAUGACGGCAAAAAAUGUUGGUGUGACUUCCACAAAUGGAGACUUGAAGGGAUUUAUAGAUCAGAACCAGAGUCCAACAAAAGGUAAYAUUUCAGUAAUCACAUUGCCAGUUUCCAGUACCAACUCUCCGACUAAGAUUUUGCCAAAAACCUUGGGACCAAUCAAUGUGAAUGUUGGACCCCAAAUGAUCAUAAGCACACCACAAAGACUGACCAGUUCAGGCAGCGUUCUGAUUGGAAGUCCAUACAACCCAACUCCAACRAUGGUCACACAGACACACAUAACAGAAGCUUCUGGCUGGGUCCCAGGGGAGCGAAAACGGACUCAAGAAAUUAUAGAGUCAGAUUUUUCAGAAAGUAAGAGAAGCAAGAAAGGAGAUAAAAAUGGGAAGGGUCUGAGGCAUUUUUCAAUGAAAGUUUGUGAAAAAGUUCAACGUAAAGGAACAACUUCAUACAACGAAGUCGCUGAUGAGCUCGUAUCAGAAUUCACAAAUUCCAACAGCCACCUAGCAACAGAUUCACAGGCUUAUGAUCAGAAAAAUAUUAGACGAAGAGUUUACGAUGCCCUCAACGUCCUGAUGGCAAUGAACAUAAUUUCAAAGGAGAAGAAGGAAAUCCGAUGGAUCGGCCUUCCUACAAACUCAGCUCAGGAAUGUCAGAAUCUAGAGAUAGAAAAACAGAAGAGGAUUGAAAGGAUAAAACAGAAGCGAGCCCAACUGCAAGAAUUGCUGCUGCAGCAAAUAGCAUUUAAAAACUUGGUACAAAGAAAUCAGCAAAAUGAACAGCAAAAUCAAGGCCCUCCAUCUUUGAACUCCACGAUACAACUGCCUUUCUUAAUAGUCAACACUAGCAAAAGAACAAUUAUAGAUUGCAGCAUAUCAAGUGAUAAAUUUGAAUACCUCUUUAAUUUCGAUAAUACUUUUGAGAUUCAUGAUGAUAGUGAGGUGCUGAAGAGAAUGGGAAUGUCCUUUGGACUUGAAGCAGGCAAAUGCUCAGCUGAGGACCUAAGAACUGCAAAAUCACUGGUGCCAAAAGCUUUAGAAGGCUACAUCACAGAUAUGUCUGCGGGAUUUUCAUGGAUAAACCAAGGGUUACUUUCAAGUUCAGCACAACCAGUUUCCCAUUUCGAGGCAGCUGGAGGCACUUAUGAUGCUAAACCAAGUGAGAAUCCAGGGUUAUGUUUGGAUGCUGAAGUGGCCUUAGCAACUGGGCAGCUUCUUGCCCCUAGCAGUCAGCAGUCCAGCAGUGCAGCAUCCCGGGGGGAGACGCCCUGCUCCUUCAAUGAGGAAGAUGAAGAGGAUGAAGAUGAAGAUUCUUCUUCCCCAGAAUGAGGACAGUAGAAAAUGGAAUAUACAAAAUGCUGCUCAGAUAUUCUUAAUGGGAGUUCCUGUUUGGAUUUUACUGGUUUCUUGCCUUUGUUUGCCCUGUGUUCAAUGAUGCAAGAUGGAAGUUUCAAAACAAGUUUACCAGUAGCUGAAAUAGAAAACUUUUUGUAACUGAACACAGAAUGACAUUCAGAGACAGAGUAAAGUGGUUUUUAUCAACUAUAAACGAGGAAGAGAAGCAAGUCCCUGGAGAUCUGACAAAGUAUAAGUUCAUCUUUUCCAUGUUGGGACUCAAGUCUCUGUCUUCCCCUUGUCUUUUUCAGAUGGAGAAGAGUCAGUCAGUAAAAGCCAAUUCUUGCAUUGUCUUUUGGCUGUGYUGCCUUUAGAAAAACGGGGAGAGAGAGCACAUACAAAUGCGCUAAAAUAGUUAUUUAAAACUAUCUUGUAUGAAAGUGGUUAUAGGGAAAAGGGGCUGUUAAAAUGUUUGCUUUCUUUCUGUUCAACUUGCUGUAUAGAAGAUUCUUAAAGUAAUAUAAAUUGCGAGUGAUUAAAUGAAAUUUGAAAUAGUUUAAAUCCAUUUUAGAUACUCUAAAAGUAACAUUAGUAUAAAAGGUUCAUAUGUCCAUUUAUAUUGCAGGCCUAAUUUAUUAUMAGUGAUUAUUCUUAACCAUUACUAAAACAGUCAGGAAAAAAAAACAGAAUUCUCUGCACCAGCUCUUUUCAAGGAAAAAAAGUUUAAAAAUUGUAUUUCUAGAUUACAGUGUACUCAGUGUAGCUUCUCCUUUAGUGUUCUAACUUUACAUAAUCCCGUUGAUGUUAGAGCAUGUGGGGUUUUUUUUUUAAAAAAGGCCUCCCUCCAUGUUAAGGAUCUCAGGCAGCAUGUUUUCAAGGCAGUCUUCAAAUCUGGGGUGGGCAGGUCACAUAACUAUUCAAGUCAUUGGCUGAGGUUCUUAGGAAAAAAAUAAAAUUUCAACAAUAUGUCAUUUCAUGUUUUGCAUUCUGGUCAGCUUGGAUUCUGACAGACUUUCUAAAUCAGUAAUUUUUGUUGCACUCACCUUGAUGCGCCUUUGAAAACUGUACCACUUAAAAUAAUCUGUKGUUCAAGUUGAAUUGUUAAAUUAGACUUGCAGCAGGAGGCUGUGUUUUAGCUAACAUCACAUCCAAUCAUAAAGACCUUCUU
Messenger RNA from Malurus melanocephalus (red-backed fairy wren), 3949 nucleotides. RefSeq names its product transcription factor Dp-2 (gene TFDP2). The record is from RefSeq and is a predicted model, not a curated record. Gene Ontology annotation, molecular function: RNA polymerase II transcription regulatory region sequence-specific DNA binding; DNA-binding transcription factor activity, RNA polymerase II-specific. Gene Ontology annotation, cellular component: transcription regulator complex; nucleus. The transcript has 14 exons. Bases 1420 to 2775 code for a protein of 451 amino acids. NCBI's taxonomy places the organism in Eukaryota, Metazoa, Chordata, Aves, Passeriformes, Maluridae. Gene Ontology annotation, biological process: regulation of cell cycle; regulation of transcription by RNA polymerase II.